UCAUCAUUGGACAGCAGCCCCUCCUCAGUCAUCUUUAAAAGCCGCUGGAAACACGCGGAUAGACACAUUUACCUGCAGCUGAAGACCGAGCAAACAUGUUCUGCAGACGGGCAUGGCAGAGAAUCGGGCCUCUGGCACGGAGUGCCCUUAAACCUACAUCCAGAAACGUUCCAGUGCGACACAUGGCCUUUGGGGUCCCAGGUGGCUCCACCAACAUGGCGUACUUUGUUCUCUGUGGAGGAGGCCUCACUGCUGCAGUCGUCUAUGCCUACAAGGCAGUCAACGGUGAGGCCAGCACAGGCUCAGCAGCAAAAGCUCCAGAAGAAGCAGCAGCUCCUGCACCAGAAGCAGCAGCUCCUGCACCAGAAGCGCCAGCCCCAGAAGCACCAGCUCCUGCAGCUGAACCCGCCCCAGUGGAAGAGGCAGCACCAGCCGCUGAAGUCGUUGCCGAGUCUGUCCCUGCUCCUGCAGAACCCGUAGCUGAGCCAGUGGCUGAGCCCGUAGCAGAGACUGCUGCUGAACCUGUCGUUGAGGCCGUGGCUGUGGCUGAAGAAGUACCUGCCGUGGUCGCCGAAGUGGUUGUUGCUGAGGCUGCAGCUGAGCCAGCAGUUGAGCCAGCCGUCGUAGAAGUUGUUGCAGUCGUAGAAGAAGCUGCUGCACCUGUCGUGGCAGAGGCAGUCCCUGAAGCUGCUCCAGCCCCUGUGGAAGUUGCUGCUGCAGAGGUGGCACCAGCAGAAGCUCCAGCAGCUGAAAGCUCUGGUACGGCACCAGUAGAUGAAGCCCCUCCUGCUCCUCCUGCUGAGGCAGAGACUGGCUCUGCAGCCCCUGAGGCUGAGGCUGCCCCUGCUGCAGAGGUGGCGGCAUAAAGCUGUGAUAGCAAGCUAGUUUGCCCAGACAGGAGGGCUGGGGGUUAGCUGUGCUUUGUUUCACCUCUGUGAGCCCUGGAAAACAAGGACUCAUGAACCCCUUUGAAUAUAUGAUGGAAACACGGCACUUAGCUGACAGUUCUGGUCUGUUAGUGAAUAGUUAAGGGGUUCAUCAGUCUAGUUUUCUGGAGCUUUCCCUCCCAUACCUCUCCCAAACCUUCAGUCCCAAACCAGAACAUUUGGCAUUAGGCUGUCUGUGUAGAUUCAGUUCAGAAAAAUCAGUUUCUUUAGGGAUUUUACUACCAGAGCAAAUCCAAAUUAUGGUUUGGUUGCUGUACAGUUAUUUUGAGGGUUGUUGAAAUAGGUGAUACAAGGGAUAGAACCAAGUUUAUGAGUAAUGUUCUCCAAAAUAAAGUGCCCUUAAGAGGACAGCAUGCAUAGUCUCCCUGAUGUAAAAAUGUCAGCAAGGGAACGAAUGCAGCCACUUUGAUUGUUGACGAUGUUCAGUCUCGUCUUUGUUAACAUCAUUUGCACUUGGUGUCUCUCCUCAACAUUUGCUUACUCUCAGCUUGUAUCCCAUGACUUUCUAUCUUAUAUUAGGAUUGUUAUGCAAACUGUAGAGAGAUUAAACAAAAUGUCAUUGUGCUUUAUUCAGUUUUAACUGUUGGUGUAAAGUUUGACCAAAAUCCACAUGGCUUCUCUUUCCCUGGCUGGACAUCUUGCCCAGUUUUCUCGGCUCUAAUAACACCUGAUUUUGCACAUCUUCUCUCAGAGCCACAUUAGGUUGUCUUUUUUUCCACCACACCUUCAAAUACUGUUAUUUCCAUUAUUUUCACUUCUCUACAUACACAGCAGUCUGCACCUCAGCCAAGUUUAUGACUUUUUUUGUGUGUUGUACUCUGAUUCCUCUUUACUCUUUAAAUGUAAGAUUUUAUUCUUUCAGGGAGCACUCAUUUCUCUCAAAGAAGUUGUCAAUAUAAUGAAUACAGUUCAGAGUUCAAAGAAUAAAACUUCACUGGAUCGAUA
This is a messenger RNA of Cheilinus undulatus (humphead wrasse), 1892 nucleotides long. RefSeq names its product skin secretory protein xP2-like. The transcript is spliced from 4 exons. Lineage: Eukaryota; Metazoa; Chordata; Actinopteri; Labriformes; Labridae. The record is from RefSeq and is a predicted model, not a curated record. Bases 96 to 866 code for a protein of 256 amino acids.